This is a messenger RNA of Owenia fusiformis, 1135 nucleotides long. Lineage: Eukaryota; Metazoa; Annelida; Polychaeta; Sabellida; Oweniidae. The record is from the annotation of a GenBank genome assembly.
GUAAAUAGUACAUCAUUGGUCCAAUAGACGUUCGGUAUUUUAACGCAAACAAAAUGGCAGGCCAAAUCUCGGUUGACAUGGAACUGAAAAAGGCAUUCAGUGAGCUGCAGUCCAAGAUGAUCCAGUCUACGCAGCAGAUCAAAGUGUCUGAUAUGCAGAUAGAGACUCUGAAGAGAGGAAUUACACACUCCAAACUAGUCCUACAAGAAUUAACUGUUCUUCCCAACACAACUAGGAUCUAUGAAGGUGUAGGCAGAAUGUUCAUUCUACAACCUGCAGAUGAAGUUAGGAAACAUUUAGAAGACAAAAUAAGUACUCAUGAUGAGAAAAUAAAAACUGUACAAACUAACAAAACAUACCUGGAAAAGAACAUCAAAGAAAGCGAAGAUAAUCUCAGAGAACUUGUGCUAUCAAAGCGAAAAUGAAUUAACAUUGUUUAGGUGAAGUUCCUGAUAUAUGAUGUAUUUGACUGUGUUAUGUGAUGUGAAUAUGGAUCCUUGGUCCUGUUAGCUAAAAUGGAUUAUGUCGAUCUACAGACUUUAAAGAGACGAGACCAAAAACUCUAGAUUUCCUUUUCAACUGCAGGGGAUAUUAUAUUGCCAAAAUGUCUGCAAAUUCUAGAACCAAUCCUGAAUUUUCCAAAAUUGUGUUUAAAUUACUGUAGGUAUGCUCAUACAUGGACAGUAUAUUCAAUUCGAGUAUAUUAUUGUUUUAGUACAGUAUUCUGUCAGCAUGCCAUUUAAUCUUGAAAAAGCUAAUUUGUACCAACAUUCUUGAUACAUUUUUAUAAUUGAGGAUGUAUUAUGUAUGUGAGUGAAAUGUAUCACCAUUUUGUAAUAUAAUAAGAUAAAUACAAACAACUCGAAUUCAUAAAUAUCCAGUGUUAACUUUUUACUUUUAGGGACUCAAAUUCAAAACUAUCCAGUGUUUACUUUUAGGGACAUGAUCAUAUUGAUGCAUAUAUCAAUUCAAUUUAAUUAAAAAUCAAUCGUACAAUGUUUCAUAGAAUACAUGAAAAAUCCACCCCAGGGGGUGUUUCAUGGCUCAUUAGAUUUUCAACAAUCAUGUUUUAUUUGGAAACCAGAAGCAAUUUGAAUUUAUUUGAAAAAGAACUGAUGGAAGCACAAAGUAUCAC